This is a messenger RNA of Hyaena hyaena (striped hyena), 407 nucleotides long. RefSeq names its product family with sequence similarity 240 member C (gene FAM240C). Lineage: Eukaryota; Metazoa; Chordata; Mammalia; Carnivora; Hyaenidae. The coding region runs from base 85 to 360 and encodes 91 amino acids. The record is from RefSeq and is a predicted model, not a curated record. The transcript has 3 exons.
CAAGGGCCGUGUCACCAAGCCCGUAUAAGAGUGAGCGGCGGGAGGACACCCAGACAGGAUUGGCCGAGAGACACCUGAAAAAAGAUGAGUAAAAACCUCACUCGGAAGCAGCCCAGAAGAGUGGCUUACGAUGCUGGUGUGAUAAAGAAGUUUUGGGAGGAAAAAAUCAAGCUGCACACAAAACAGCUACAGAGCGAGGACAUGAGGACCCGCAGGAGCGCCCUGGACAGGCUCCGCGGCGAGUGGGCUCGAAUGCUGGAGGGCAGGAACAAGGUGCUGCAGAGCCUCCCCGAGGCAGCCAUGAGGCCGUGCCUGCAGGGCCCCGAGUCCUUCCACGCGGGAGAUACAGCAGCUGCCUGAGGCUACGAACCCGUCCGGCCAGGAACCUGAGCACAGCUGCCCCCCAG